Messenger RNA from Manduca sexta (tobacco hornworm), 1962 nucleotides. Its product is annotated as nucleolar and coiled-body phosphoprotein 1-like. NCBI's taxonomy places the organism in Eukaryota, Metazoa, Arthropoda, Insecta, Lepidoptera, Sphingidae. The transcript is spliced from 4 exons. The record is from RefSeq and is a predicted model, not a curated record. The coding region runs from base 1 to 1962 and encodes 653 amino acids. Gene Ontology annotation, molecular function: zinc ion binding; nucleic acid binding.
AUGAAGACCAUCCAGGAGGAGAAUACAGCUCUGAAACGACGCCUCGAAGAGCUGGAGGCGGCCGCCAAAGGGCCGUCUACAGAGGAGAUGCUGGCGAUGGUCGAAGCGAGGGUCCAAGCCCAAAUGGAAUCCAUCCUCAUGGGCCCGGCGCAACGGCCACCGCUGGCACACGAGAAGAAGUCUACUCCCGGAGAUGUCCAACUCCCGGUGAGCGAUGGCUAUGUUGGCGGAACCCACGCCAAACCGAGGAAGGAGAAAGGAAAAGGAAGGGGAAAAAAGACGGCCCAGCCCGCUCCGGCUCCCGCUCCUGCUCCCACUAUCCCCGCUCCCAUUGCUGGGCCUUCCAGCGCCCCGCCGCAAGCCAUAGCGGGCCCUUCUACAGCGGCGGCGUCGACACCCGCGAUGGCGCCAGCAAAGACGCGAGAGAAGAGCGCCGCGCCUGCAAAGAAGCCGGCAUCAGGCUCCAAGCCGAAGAAGGGCGGAAGAAAAGAACCGGCAGCUCAACCCGCGCCGGAGCCCCGUCCGCUGCCGCCGGCCCCUGACUCAAUGGAGACGCCAUGGGUCGAGGUGGCCAGAAGGAAAAAGAAGGGGAAGUCGACAGCAGCGCCAACAACAGCCAGCGUGCAGCCGCCAAAACCUUCGCGCCGGAAGGAACCCAAACUGCGGCCGCCACGAUCUGCGGCCGUGGUAAUUUCGUUGACACCGGCAGCCAUGGCAAAGGGUCUGACGUACAAGAGCGUCCUCACUGACGCACAGCAUCGCGUGGACCUCACCGGAUUGGAUAUAUCGAGGCUAAAGCCGAAGUUCACGGCCACGGGCGCCCCGAUGUUCGUCCCGUGCGUCAAGGCGGAGGUCGGAGGGCGCAAGCCCAACGACGGUGAUGAGGUGGAGAAGAGCAUGGGCGACAGGCCCAUGGUAGUGGAGGCCGGAACAUCAUCUAGGCCGGAAGAACUGGAAAUGGACUCGGAGUCAAGCCUGAGUGUCUCCUCUGUCCGGAGCAGAAGGCUCUGGAGGAGACACUCCCAGUCCAUAGACAACUGCUCGCUUCUAUCGAGUGACACCGACGAGCCGCCACCCAAGGCGCCAACAACUGACGGUCGAGGGAGAGGGCGUUCCACGCCCGCUCCCACGACUGGAAAAUACGUCGGGAUAAAGAAGGCCCAACAAGAACGGGACAGGCUGAAGAGGGAAGAGGCGCGAAAGAGGGCCGAAGAGGAGCUGGAGGAGCGGCUGCGUUACGUGAAGUCGCCGCUCCCUCCCAAAACCGACACGGACGAUGACCUACCCGUCCUUAAGGAGGACCUGAUUCAGUGCGGGCAAAUUGUGCGGGCAAUUGUGAGAAAGUCCGGAAAUCUAAAGGGCACGUCACAAAAGGCGCUCAACCGGCGAGCGCCUGGAGGAAGCAGCGUAAAGCGGCUAGAAGAGGAAAACUCCUCCCUCCGCCGUCGGCUCGAGGACCUGGAAGCGUCAAACAACCCCAGGACCACCACGGAGGAGUUGCUGGCCAUGGUGGAGGCAAGGGUGCAGGCCCGACUAGAGUCCGCACUGAUGGGGCCAGCUCAGAGACCACCUCUCGCACAUGAAGCGAAGAAAAUCCACCCCGGGGAUAUACAACUCCCCGUGACAGGGGACUGGUGGGAGGCCCGCAGCCCAAGACCAAGAAGGAAAGGCGGCCCGCAAGAAAAUAGGAUGGCUCAGCCAACCGUGCUCGAGGCGCGCCCUAUGCGGUGUUACCGGUGCCUCGAGAGCGGGGUCACGUUAGGAGCGCGCUGCGACUGCGGCCAGGACCGCAGCGGACUAUGCUAUCGCUGCGGAAAGCCGGGACACAAGGCCCGGAGUGCAAGCCCCGCCGAACUGCAGUCUGUGCCGCCGCCGGCAGGCCCGCCGGGCACCGGCUCGGGGAAGGCGUGUUCUGCCCCUCCCCCGCAAACCGGCGCCGCCCGAAGGACCGCCUGCCGCUGA